GUGGCUCUGGAUGCCUUGGCAUUAGCCUUUUCGGCCAAUGUCGUGGAGCAAGCGGCGCAAAGCAGGCCUUUGAUUCUGCUCCUGGCCACGCUGGUGACCCUGGGCUUGGAAUGCUGCGCUCCGCAGGUCUAUCGCAAUGACCGCCUCUUGAGCGUGGCGCAAAAAAAGGUUGAGAUUGCCGCUCAAGCCAUCGAGUCUGCCAAUAAGGCCCUCGAAAUCGCUGAGGAGCUGAAUGACAGAC
Molecule: messenger RNA, 241 nt
Organism: Symbiodinium pilosum
Lineage: Eukaryota; Dinophyceae; Suessiales; Symbiodiniaceae
Source: the annotation of a GenBank genome assembly